CUCAAUUAUCGGUGAUGCUUUCCGAGCAUCGAAAAAGGAGAAAAGCAUCAGGGGAGGACGAGACCUUAUAGUGGAGGCUCUCAGACAUAAGAAUAAAAUGCUGCAGAGGGAGAAUUCAGAGCUGAAGAGGAGGCUCGAAGGACAAACUGACUAACAAUAACUGUGUAUGUUGUUGCAUUUGUACACAGAAGCUUUAAGAAAAUGGUGGAACACAGAAAAGGGAAAAUCUAGAAGGAAGGUGUAAAUUAAAACUAGCGUUGAUUAAAAAAAAAGUAAAGUAAAAGAAUUUCUUAAUGUUUUGUUGCUUUUCUAAAAUAUUUACUGCUUUAUAUUUACUGUAUCCACUGUAAUUGUGUUAUCUGCAUCCACACCACUAGAGGGCAGCAACAAGCUCCUCAGCUAACCACCCACGUCAAAUCCUGCCUUCAUAAUAUCGGGAAAAGGGUGUGCAUUUGUUGUGUGUACACAAGGAACCAAAUAAAUUCAGGGAACAUGAAAAUUGACAUAGCAGACGAAUUGCUGUGUGACUGUAACUGAGACCUGACUCUGAAGAACUGAGAGUGCAUAUAAUGUAUAAUUAUUGGCAGAAUAAUUGUUUGCAACUGUACAACACCUAGAUAAUAAAUAGAACCUGCGUGACUGGUUUUAUCUGUGUUUUGUUUGUUUGACUUCUAAAAACCGCUACAAUUAAGCACUUUAAGUCGAUUUAAGCACUUGAAACUACAUAAACUGCACAUGAAUCACUUGAACGCCAAGUCAAGUUGAAAAAUUGGAUCUCGGAGAGGCAGCGAUACGCAGGUUACGUGAAUGCAGCACAAAGGGGACGUAAACUUCUGGUGUGACAGACGUUAGGAAGCGAGCGCGAGCGUUGGUGUAAAUACUGCUUUGUGAUGGCAACGUCGGCUUGUGUAGUCUAAAAGACGGUCUGUAGUCUGGAAGCUCUGGCUCUGCGUCCGCCAUGGGGACGCGGUGGUCUCGAAGCGGCAGCAGCCUGUCGCUUCUACCGGAGAGGCAGUGCUCUGGGAAACGGGGAGAGGACAAGGACUCCGAUAACGACUCUUUGGAUGGGCUCGGUAGACGGGAGGAUAUAGCCCAGUUCCCGUACGUGGAGUUCACCGGGAAGGACAGCAUAACGUGUCCGACAUGUCAAGGCACUGGACGGAUACCUUCAGGUCAAGUGAAUGAAUUGGUUGCAUUGAUCCCAUAUAGUGACCAAAGACUGCAGCCCCAAAGAACCAAGCUGUAUGUGGUCUUGUCAGUUGUGCUGUGCCUCCUGGCCUCUUUGCUCGCUGCCUUCUUCCUCUUCCCUCGCUCGGUGGUCGUGGUGGAUGAUGGGAUACGCUCGGUGACUGUUCGCUUUGACCACUCCAAUAUGAAGGUCCUGAUGAACAUGACGAGCACACUGAACAUCAGCAACCCAAACUUUUUCUCCAUGCUGGUUCAGAGUGUGAACUGCCAGGUCCUUUACAUGAACACAGUCAUUGGAACUCAGCAGCUGGACAACGCCACCACCAUCCUGCCACUCAGCGAGCGUCAGGUGAACUACACUGUCCAUGUGGAGAUUGGAAGCAGUGCACCCUAUGUCUAUGCCUUCUGCACCAUGCCCAGCAUCAAGGUCCACAACAUUGUCAUAUUUGUGCAGACGUCAGUGAAAACCUCGUACAUGGUGCGAACAUCCCAGAACAGCCUCGAGGCCUAUCGCUACAUAGACUGCGGCUCCAACACCACAUACCACCAGACAGCCCAGCUUCUCAGGCACCUCUCCUCCACCCACUCACCAGCCACAUCGCUCAGCGCCCCUCUGCUGUGAGCGGAACAGUCCUGAACGACCUGGAUCAUUUCUCUGGAGGAGGUGGGAGAUGUUCGUGUAAACUGGAGAGUGGAUUUUGCUGGCAACAGAAAUGCCAAAUGGUGCUACAUAUCUUCUAAGCAUAAACAACAGGUACCAUUAUGUUGCUGUUAACUCGUGCCACUGAAUGAUGAAGCUGUUUCCUGGAAAACAUGGGCGUGCAGAGGCAAUGUUGUCAGAGGCAGCAGCCAGUUAUUUCUGACUGCACAUUUGUUCUCAUGGGACAGCCCAGAGGCAGCAGAUGAGUGGCUUUUGUUGUGGUGGUUGUUAGGCAUCACCAAGUGAAAACACAGCUCCAUGACCUUUUUACUGCAGGGUCAGAUUGCUUUAAUAUAUCUGUCUUUUUUGGGAUUGGAUAUUUCCUGCCUCAGCAACCACAUUUGAUUUAUAGUUGUUUCAUUGAGGCUUUUGAUAUCCUGAACGCAUCAUAUGUAAAAUACAAAAUUAAAAGGCAGUUUUUGCUAUUUCAAACAUGCUGACAGAAUGAGUCACAUGUUCUCCUGAGUCAUUGCCAAUGAGCACUCCGUAGCCCUGUUUUGGAAACAGGACAAAUGUCAGAGAAAGCUCUUUUCUAUAAAAGGAAGUGGUCAACAUUCAAAGACAAAGAAGUGCCGGGAAGCUGGACUUCUGCCAAAGCUUUAAUUAACACUGCAGAGCUCUGCCUGUGUCUGCUGCUUCAUCAGGAGAGCCUCCUUCAGCGUAGCUUGAAUGACUUUUGGCACCGUAACACUGUGUUCACCGAGGGCUGCUGACUUUUCUUAAAAAAAAAAAAAAGAAGAUAAGGAGCUGGUCUGCUGUUUCUAGUGUAGCUCUAAUACGAGGGAUCAUUUAAUGACUGUUAAACUGGGAUGUAUUGUUGUAACAUAUUGUUUUGCUGUGUUAUUUAACUGUUUCUUAAGUUUAAAAUGGAAUUUACACAUUUAAUAUAUCAUGUGUGUUUUUUAAAUGAAAUUAUAAGUUAUUUCUAGGUAUCCAUCAUCCCAGCAAGUCUAAGCACAUAGAUUUUAGAUUCAGGGUUUAGUGUCAUAGAGAGGAAACAGUUUUCAGCCUACAUUUAAUUUAACACAUCAGUCAAGCUCAUGUGAUGAUGUGACAUAAUCUCUGAUUCUUUAAUCACUCAGUAACGUCCUAGUUAAAGUUCUUGAUCAUUUCCACUCCUGGUUCAGCUACAGAAAGAGGAAUUUGGGCCUUAAAAUAAAACAUCCAGUAUGAACUUUUGAACAUCUGUAUACAGUUUCCUCUCCAUCAUGGCAUUAACAAUGCUGGUGUGCAACAGUAAACAGCAUAUAAUCAUGGCUGCAAGCUCUAUUGUCAAGUAUACUAACAGUGGGUUUGUCUGACUGACCAUAACAGAUUUACACUGUUUACAUUUGUGUGUUUUGCUCAGCUCCUCUGUGAGUAUUUCAGACCAAUAAGUCCAUUACCUGAGACUGACUUAAACUUUACAUGAUCACGUAUUCUCAGUAUCUGAAGGGAAGUUGAUGUUAACAGAAUGUGGAAACAGAAACAGAAUGACUAAAAGCAAUUGUGAUAUGACUGUUUUGUUUUUCUUUUUUCUUUUCUUUUUUUAAAGGGACAGUUGUUUGUAAAUUUCUGAAUGAAAGAUUUUACCAGCAUUUUAAAAAAUACAGUGUAAAUAUUUUUGCCUAUUUCUAAAAAAGACAUUAAAGGGAAUUGUGAACAAAUAAAAUGAAUAAUGAACACCA
Messenger RNA from Seriola aureovittata, 3555 nucleotides. It is a transcript of the gene tmem106c, whose product is annotated as transmembrane protein 106C. Lineage: Eukaryota; Metazoa; Chordata; Actinopteri; Carangiformes; Carangidae. Bases 959 to 1810 code for a protein of 283 amino acids. The transcript has 9 exons. The record is from RefSeq and is a predicted model, not a curated record.